CCUGAGCACUUUCUCUCAAGGAUAUGAUAUGAACGCUAGUGCAAAUGGUCGGCUGCUCUCUGCUGCUACUAUUCUGUUCUUUUUUUAUUUUAUAUUAUUUUCAUUUCCUCUCCCUUGGAGCCUCUCCUUCCCAUCACAAGACAUGCUAAAGGGGGAUCAGCGACACCUAAACUCAUGGGUUAACUACAGCCUUCAAGCCGGUGACUGAGAUAGGAGCAAGACAGACACCUGCACAAGAGAAAAGGAUGGCAGAGACAGAAAGGGAAAAAACGACCUACGCUGCAAGUUUUAAAAUCACCAUCAGCGUCUCAAGACUACUUCUCAUCUCUGUGGAAAUGUGAGGGAGGAAGAAACCAGAGUGAGUGAGCAUGGCUGCCUUGAAACAUCCGAUUACCUUUUACCUUCAUGCACUGUGAAGCUUUUUUCUGCUUUUUUGAUGUUGUUUUUAAUUUGUUGUCAACCUCAAUGUUUUUGCUCAAGAGAUAUGAGAAAAACUAAAAGACGUCAGCAACUUUAGGUGCCCCAAGAAUUAAAUGCCUUUGAGUAGUGCAAACACUUUGUGAACAAAGCUCUGAUGUGGAACUUCAUUACUGAAGUCAAUUUCGUAUUAAUCUCUUUAAGACAAUGUACCAAACUGUUGAUCCCUGGUAUUGAUCAUUUUAAAUAUACAUUUUCAAAAAUAUAAAAAAAUAACUAGGAACACCUGAUGACCAGAAGAAAACUUGCAUGUUAUUAAUUUUCUUUUUGUUAUACACCCUUAGAAUUUGGUGCUGGAAGCCUGAACCACUUAACCAUUUUAAUUCAGAAAAUGCCCUCUUCAGACUAGUAAUUUAUUUCAAUUUCUUCUGUCCUCUUCACCUUUUCCUUCUUUAUCAUCCACUCCAUUAUCUUUUAUUUUUUAAAAAUUAGUCCACAUGUUUUUGUCACCCUAUAACCUAUAAGAAGUACACCACAGCUGUGAAAAGAAAUUCAACAUGGCUGCAGGUGUGGCAACAUGGCUGCCUUUUGCACGGGCAGCAGCUGUGGGUUGGCUUCCUCUAGCCAAGAAAUCCAUGCCUAAACCUCCCAGUGACAAUAAAAGUCGCAAUGAUGAGAUCCUUAUUGUUAAUGUUAGCGGGCAGCGUUUCCAGACAUGGAAAAACACUCUAGAUCGCUAUCCAGAUACUCUCCUAGGAAGCUCUGAAAAGGAAUUUUUCUAUAAUGAAGAAACGCAAGAAUAUUUUUUCGACCGAGACCCAGAGAUGUUUCGACACAUCCUUAACUUUUACCGCACUGGGAAGCUUCACUACCCUCGGCAUGAGUGCAUUCAAGCUUUCGACGAGGAACUUGCCUUUUAUGGGAUAAUCCCAGAAAUCAUUGGUGACUGCUGCAUGGAGGAAUACCGGGAUCGCAAGAAGGAAAACUUGGAACGUUUGGCAGAAGACACAGAAGCGGAGAUGGCUACAGAUGCACCACUUCCUCCAGAUAGCACAUCCCGGGAGCGGCUCUGGAGAGCCUUUGAGAAUCCUCACACAAGCACCAUGGCCCUGGUUUUCUAUUAUGUCACAGGAUUCUUCAUUGCGGUUUCAGUAAUUGCCAAUGUAGUGGAAACUGUCCCCUGCAGACCACCCAAAGGAAGAGUGAAAGACUUGCCCUGUGGUGAGAAAUACUCCCUAGCUUUUUUUUGCAUGGACACUGCCUGUGUCAUGAUUUUCACCUUUGAGUAUCUAAUGAGACUUUAUGCUGCUCCUAGCAGGUGUAAGUUCAUGCGAUCUGUGAUGAGCAUUAUAGAUGUGGUGGCCAUCAUGCCUUAUUACAUUGGUUUGGUGAUGCCAGAGAAUGAGGAUGUCAGUGGGGCCUUCGUCACUCUUCGUGUGUUCAGAGUUUUUCGGAUUUUCAAGUUCUCCCGGCAUUCCCAAGGGCUACGGAUCCUUGGGUACACUCUAAAAAGUUGUGCUUCUGAGCUGGGUUUUCUUCUCUUCUCUCUUACUAUGGCCAUCAUCAUAUUUGCCACUGUCAUGUUCUACGCUGAGAAAGGCACCAAAGAGACAAACUUUACCAGCAUUCCUGCAGCCUUCUGGUACACCAUAGUCACCAUGACAACAUUGGGUUAUGGAGAUAUGGUUCCUAACACUAUUGCUGGUAAGAUCUUCGGAUCCAUCUGCUCUCUGAGUGGUGUUCUGGUUAUCGCUCUGCCUGUUCCAGUUAUUGUGUCCAACUUUAGCCGUAUUUACCAUCAAAAUCAGAGAGCAGACAAGCGACGAGCACAGCAGAAAAUUCGUCUAGCGAGAAUCCGCCUGGCAAAGAGUGGGACUACGAACGCCUUCCUACAGUACAAAGAACACGGGGGGCUAGAGCAGGACCGACACAGUGGGAGCCAGGCUUUGUGUGUGAGGAACCGGUCAUCCUUCGAACAGCAGCAUCAUCAUCUUCUUCACUGUCUGGAGAAGACCACAAACCAUGAAUUCACAGAUGAGCACACUUACAGCGAGGUAUGCAUGGCUGAGUCAGUAGGAUAUCGGACAAGCCGCAGCACCUCCAUCUCCAGCCAUCAAGGGCUAUCAACAUCCUGUUGUCCACGCAGAGCUAAGAGGAGAGCCAUCCGUCUUGCCAAUUCAACAGUAUCUGUUAGUCGGGGAAGUGUACAGGAGCUCGACACACUUCAUAUACAAAAGAGCUCCAUUGUUCCACAAAGCCGCUCAAGCCUGAAUGCCAGGACUCAAGACCUAAAGCUAAACUGUGAUGACACGGAUUUCACAGCAGCCAUCAUAAGCAUUCCCACACCUCCAGCUAACACUCCUGAUGAAAGCCUUCCAUCGUCGCCUGGCAUCCCUAGCAUACUUCGUAACUCACGCCAGCUGGGGGACUGCUCUGGCUCCUUUACUCAUGAAACAGUGAAAAUCUCCUCUUUGUAACAGAAGCCAAGCACUCCGGUGUGAGAACUGAAAACCACAGAACACAUGUCUGCUAUGCAAGAGAGAACAAUGUUGAUCAUCACUCUGAAAAGCAAAGUCAGCGAACAUAUGCUUUGCAAUUUAUACACAUACAUAUAUAUAUAUAUAUAUAUAUAUAUAUAUAUAUAUAUAUAUAUAUAUAUAUAUAUAUAUAUAUAUAUAUAUAAAAGAAACACCUGGGAUAUCUUGGAGAACAACAUUACCAGGCAAAGUAUAGCAAAUCAAACUUUUUACUGCAGAUACAACUUAGUCUAUACAAUACUAAUAGAAGACCAUAGGUAAUACUGUAGGUCAGGAAUAAAACGUUUACAGUAAGUAUGACUUCCACAAGUUAAACUGUGUCAAUACAGCAAGUUAUGGAAAAGGGAGAUAUUAGUGAAAUAAAAACACAGAAAACAGCAGAAAAGUGGAGCAGACCAAUGUGAAUAUUUAUCAUGUGGAUAAUGAUAAUUCAACUUGUUUAAAAGUGUGGUCAAGAAAAGAAAAAAAAUGCAUCAACAGUAUUUGUGUUGCACACAUUGAAAUAAACAGGAAUUACCAUUUCUUCAUCGGCAAUGAUGGCAAGAGCAACAGGCGAAAAUCACAAGUUUCAGUCACAGUAAAGUAAGCUACUGUAUAUGAAAUAAACAAAAAUAUGGCAGGAAAAGAGUAAAGUAAUGGUUAAGCAUUAGUUUUAGCCAAACAAACUUGUGGGAUGAAAAGUAUUUUAGAUCCUAAUAAGGCAGGCAUUGAGCAGUUUACUUGCCACCUUGCUGACAAACAGUGCAUGUACUCCAGAGCUGGUGGAAUGGCAGAAGACUUCCACUCUUGUGGCCUACUUUGCAUGUUUUAUCUAAAUUUUUGAGGGUACUUGGGGCCUUUUUUAAAGAAAAAAAAGCAAAUUAACUAAAACAAAAUUGCUGCACUUGGACUGUACCAUAGAAAAUAAAUAAACUCCACUUCUAAAAAGAAAACAAAAAUCGUUUUAGCAUGUUCAUGGAAAUUUGAUAUUCGCUAAAGGGAAAAGGAAGUGAAUGAUGGGACUGAAGCUCAAUAUUGAAAUGUAAAACACAGACAUAUGCAUGGAUACCGUUGUAGGUAUUGGGUUUAUACUGAUAUGGUCAAAAGCAGAUAUACACAAGACAAAACAAGUUUUAUUAUCAGAAAGAAUGACAAAGCAAGAAGGGAGAUGGAAAUUCAAGCCUGUGGCCUGAUAACUGUGCCCAGCAAGCCUGGGACAGUCUGGUUAUGUUUGGUGAGAUGGUCUAGGGCAGUACACCUUUUUCCAUUACCCAGGGCAAGACAUAAAUUACAGAUAUCUACACGCGCAUCACUCAAGAUUGCAUUUUUACUUGAUUUGUUUUAAUAUGCCACAAAUCACCUACUACAGCAGAACAUUUAACCUCCUAGGUGAAUUUUCAGCAGUCAGGCAGUUUUAGAGUCGGACUGGUGGUCCGAUGUCUAUUUAAGUACAGUACUACCAAGACAGUAAACCUGUGUACCCUUACAUUGUGCCUAAAAGAGACAACAACUCAGAAUGUUGUAGUCCAGCAACAAGCGUCUCACCGUUUAUAGUGUCACCUUGAGAGGCCGUAAAAAAUGGCAAGAAAAGAUGGCCGGCAAGAUCUUUGUAAAUUAUUAAGUCCUUGAUUCAGCAAACAGAGGUAGUGUGUUGAUUCUCUGACUGCCGACCGCCAUAUUUUUUGAUUGACAUGAGAAAUGGUGGGAUCAGCCAGAGACAUUUUCCUCAGGUGGAAGAUGGCAGGUGUUAUAAAACUAAACUUUUAAUUUUUUUUUAUUGAUUAUUUUUUCUGGAGUGAAAAUGCUGGGAAUUUUUAACAUAUGCUAAAUGAUGUUGCAAGUAUUUGAUUAGUAGAAAAUCUGGAAUACCUGAAUCUCUGGUUUUAUGUUCUCCUCUACAUGAAAAGUAAGAAAUUACUAAUAAAGAUGAUUAUGAAGAGAAUGCAAAAAGAGCAUUUUUCUCUCUGUUUUGCAGUCAGUGAGCAGGUAUUCGAUAUGGUUGUGGUGUGCUUUCUGCUUAGCAUUACAGAGAACAAUUAUGUUCUGUUCAAACAAGCCUACAAAAACAUAAUUAUUUUGGCUGGCUUCUGAGCAUCGAAGGAAUAAACCUAACAGAAACAAGGAGCAAUCGCCAACAGCAGUUGCCGAGGGCCAUCAUUAUAAAAAUGGUUCCCUUGUUAUUUCAGCUGCCGUUGUUGAGCAAGCACUUCAGCCCCAUUAAAAACAGAGCACCCACUUUAUCUUUGUAGUGACAGGUUACUGGAAGGGAAGUGGAGCUUUGAGAUGGAAUCCUUUUGAGUGUCAGUAUAUUUGGGCUGUUCAUAAAUAUUGCAGCCAACUACAUAAAUAUACAGUAUGAUGCAAGAAGGAGAUUGUGGAUUUACUGGAAUUUUUUCUUUAACUGAUCAAUGAGAUGCAUAUAUCCAUGAUGCCCUCAGAGCACCCUCAUGUCACAUUGUCUGCAGUUUUCUUCUUUUAAAAAAACACAAUAGGAUGGGGGAUUAAAAAGGCCUAAAUGAAAUAGCUAUAAGAAGUGAAGGGAUUACCUCAGUAAGAGUGGAUUAGUUUUAUGUGUCCCUUGUCCUUGCAGUGAAGAAAACCAGAAAGAAUAAGCAAAAAAAAAAAAGAAAAAGAUUAGAAAAAGGUUGCUCACGCAGUUCCGUGAUCUGUUUCUAAACUUAAACUGUCUAAACUAUUUCCCCAAAUUCAAAGCACUCUUGCUGUGAUGCCCGUGUUCAUUCAAUUGACUAAGCCUAAGUUUUCUAUUACUUCAAUCAACUGACAUUUUUUUUUAUUUUCACAUAGCUGCACAUCUAUACUGCUGUUUUUUUUUUUUGAAAAGUUAAGUGGUUACAUAAGUGUAGCAUUUAAUAUUGCACCCAAACAACUGAUUAAUGACAAAGAGAAAUUGACGGUUAGGCUUUUAAAAUUAAGCCUGAUACUCAUAGUGGUUUACCUAAUCCCUAUGAUCACCUUAUAUGAACUAUUAAUACCUCAGGGUCAUUAUGAUAUUAUGAUAUGCAUAGAAACAAUGAGUGUUGAGCCAAGCAAAUACUUUGGUGGAAGUCCUCAUGGUAGUCUGCAUGACUGUUGCAGUAGAAAUGGUGGAGAUGGAUUUGCAAGCGGAAUAUAGAAAAUGAAAACAAGUGCUCAGACAGCUAAUCAUGUCAAAUUACCUCUGGCUUCUUAACCGAGGAGAACUUACUACUCUCUCAAUGUUCAGUAGUUAUUCAAUUGUUCUUAUUUUUCUUAGUUUUGUCUGUAACAUUAUUUAAAUAUUCAUAUUCAUAUACACUCUUUGCAUCUCUGAAAAAAAAAUGUCUUGAAUUUCUUGGGUUCUGGACUUGUCUGCGAAAGGAUCAUGGUUGUCCCACAAAGACUCAAACAUUAAUAAAGCCAUCCAACAAUCUA
Molecule: messenger RNA, 6344 nt
Organism: Polypterus senegalus (gray bichir)
Lineage: Eukaryota; Metazoa; Chordata; Cladistia; Polypteriformes; Polypteridae
Gene: kcnd1
Product: potassium voltage-gated channel, Shal-related subfamily, member 1
Exons: 7
Coding region: 975-2894 (639 amino acids)
Biological process (GO): potassium ion transmembrane transport; protein homooligomerization
Cellular component (GO): membrane; voltage-gated potassium channel complex
Molecular function (GO): A-type (transient outward) potassium channel activity; protein binding
Source: RefSeq, a predicted model, not a curated record